Messenger RNA from Porites evermanni, 1693 nucleotides. The record is from the annotation of a GenBank genome assembly. Lineage: Eukaryota; Metazoa; Cnidaria; Anthozoa; Scleractinia; Poritidae.
GGUGCCAGUAGCAACGCCGUGGACGGAAACAGCAAUACUAACUUUUUUGGCGGGUCAUGUGCACACACGCGUUUGGAAAAACAGCCCUGGUGGAGAGUAGACUUGGAAAACGUGGAGCUAGUGAAUGAAGUUUACGUCGUAAACAGAGGAGACUGUUGUGAGAACAGAUUGAAUCCUUUCGAGAUCAGAGUGGGUGAGUAAACAUUUCUGGUAAAGACAGUAAAUAUUUUGUUAGUGUGCGUGCAUUUUCCUUGUAGAUCACGAGUUAAAUACGUGCAUUGGAGUGAUAUAUUGUGUGUUUUCACAUGACGUCAUGGCGGCCAUAUUUUUUUGUCCCCAAACAAUGAAACGGCGGCCAUGUUUGUGUCCUAAACCAGUCCUGUGGGAGUUGAACUCUUUUCUUAUGUAAACGCUUUCUUUUGUUCCAAUGAAUUUGCAUAGAUGCUGGCCACGUGAGUGAAAACACAGAAUUCAUCUUAAUAGCCCACGUUCAGUAUAUUAAAAUUCUAACAUGACUCCGAGACUUUCUGGGGUUUUUUUUCUAUAUUCGGUUUGGUUUUCUUUGUGCUCAAGUCUUUUCUGGGAAUUGCGAGACAAUGAAGUCGUGGAAAAUUUGCAAUUUUUUGUCUCGCUAUUCCCAGAAAAGACUUGAGCACAAAGAAAACCAAAACGAAUAUAGAAAAAAAAUGACCAGUAAACCUCGGGGUCAUGUUAGAAUUUUAAUAUAUUGAACGUGGGCAAUUAGUAUUUUCUACAAACUGUAUUUUGCAUUAAAAAAGUGAUUUUUAGAUUUUAAUGCAUGUAUAUGUAUUCUAAUUCUUAAAUAGCCCUUAUUCACGAUACCCGCCAUCUUCGCACGCGCUUUAGGGUUGAUGGGAUAAAAGCAAUGUCACGAGGUAUUUCAGGGGGCAAACAAGUGAAAAAAUUUGCUAAUAGGAAUAAUCGCGGUCGAGUUUGUUUAUUCUGUCAAAACGGUACGACGAUUUUACUCUUGCAAAAUGUACAGUUCGAAUUUCGAAUUUCGAAGUUUUUACGCCAUCUUUGAUUGCUGUGAGGACAUCUACGGUCACUACUGCAUCCAGAAAAGAAACAAUUAUCACUUCCUGUCAUUAUUUACCAUCAUUUUUUGUUUUCUUGAAUAAACAAACUCGACCGCGAUUUCUUGAAUUGGCAACUUUAGCACUCGUUUGCCUCCUAAGAAACCACGUGACAUUGCUUUUAUACCAUCAGUCUUUAAGCUAGUGCAUACAGAUGCAACAACUCCCAACAAUGUUGGGAGUUGUUGGCCAACGAUGUUGCGUCCGUUUGCACGGGGCUAAAAGUUAUUACCGGUUUCUAACAUAUUUCGCAACAACUCCCAACAACACGCAAAAACAUGCAACAAGAUGUGCAAACGGGGGCAACAUGUAACAUCCAACAAUGUUGGGAGUUGUUGGCCAACAAUGCAAAGAUGGCGAGUAUCGUGAAAAGGGUCUAUAAGCCCAAUCUGUACAUGUAUAUUUCAGGAAUAAAUUCGAGUAACGGAGGUAUCACCAAUCCGAAGUGUGGGGAUGGCCAUAGAGUUCCUGGUGGCCAGGGUGCCUCGUUCUUCUGUCGCCCAAGUUUGUACGGGAGAUACGUCACCAUACGAAUACAUGAAAGGACAGAAGAACUAAAUUUCUGCGAAGUUGAAGUUUAUUCCGCACGGAGAGGU